AUGGUCAUCUUAUGGAUUACAUUGCUUUUUCUUCAUCGAGGAAAUUCUCUGGUUCCAGUGAAAACAGUUCAUGUUGGUGAAACAGCAACAUUAACAUGUGUUUUACCAAAUGAAGAGCUCGGCAGCAGAAAGGUUCAGUGGUACAAGCAGAGAGUCGGAGAUACUCUUAAAUUAUUAGUGUCACUUCCUGGAAAACCUUCAGAUUUUCUUCAGUCAAGAUUUUCUGCACAUAACAGUAAAGAUUUCAGCAACCUGACCAUUUGGAAUGUCGUCCAAGAGGAUGAGGGGAUGUAUCACUGUGGAAUAGACACCUGGACUAAACUUGAGUGGAGUGGGACAUAUUUGUUAGUAAAAGGAAACACUGAAAGGACAUCAAACUAUAUUGUUGUACAGCAGCCGACAGAAUCAAAUCCACUCCGUCCAGGAGACACAGCAACUCUUCAGUGUUCAGUUCUGACAAAUUCUGAGAAAAACACAUGUUCAGGACAUCAUAAUGUUUUCUGGUUCAGAGAUGGAUCUAAUAAAUCUCAUCCAAACAUAAUCUACACUCAUGGAAACAGAACUGAUCAAUGUGAACAAAGAUCUGACCCUCAGGAUGGAUGUGUUUAUCGCUUCUCUAAGACCGUCAGCUCCUCUGAUGCUGGGACAUUGGGAUACUGUGCGGUGGCCACAUGUGGAGAGAUAUUAUUGGGAACUGGAACUAAACUGGAUGUUCAAGAACGCAGUGCGUCAUCACUGACAGCCAGUACAGUUGUUUUUGUGUUUUGUGCUGUCAUGGGUAUAAAUCUCAUUGUUACUGCUGUCCUCAUUUACUUAACCAAAAAAGCCAACAGCAGUGAUCACAAAGCUCCUGUCCUGCAGAAAAACCUUAGUGAUCAGAAAAGACAACAGAUUAAGGACACACAGAUGUUUUCUGCUGUUGUCUUUGCCGUGAUGGAAGCUGAUAUUCGCAACAAAAAGGAUGCAAAGGCAGCAGAGAAGCAGCAGAUCUACACAGCCAUCAAAGCUUUUGGGCUGGAUUAG
Molecule: messenger RNA, 1023 nt
Organism: Neolamprologus brichardi
Lineage: Eukaryota; Metazoa; Chordata; Actinopteri; Cichliformes; Cichlidae
Source: RefSeq, a predicted model, not a curated record